Molecule: messenger RNA, 1866 nt
Organism: Hyaloscypha bicolor E
Lineage: Eukaryota; Fungi; Ascomycota; Leotiomycetes; Helotiales; Hyaloscyphaceae
Exons: 3
Coding region: 182-1687 (501 amino acids)
Biological process (GO): protein import into nucleus
Cellular component (GO): nucleus
Molecular function (GO): small GTPase binding; guanyl-nucleotide exchange factor activity
Source: RefSeq, a predicted model, not a curated record
UUGACAUCGAGUCAACUCGGACUGCUUCCAAUUCACUUAUAAGGUUGUACGUGCGGUAACUCAGCUUGCUUUUGGCAAAAAACUAUAGAGACAUGGACUUCCAAGUGUGCCUACAUGCCCCCCUUCGAUUACCCUCCGCGUCACCCCACACAUCACUACUUCCAAAGUCGCACCUUGAAUAAUGGAUUCAGAAUCCGACAAUGAAUUGGGGCUUUGGAGCUUCCGACCCGUGCGCCAGUUUUUGCGUGCCUUCGAUUCCGAGACCGACGCUCCUGAAGCUUCGUCCGCUCCUGAUCCGCUCCUCUACAACCCGAAAAGCACUGUCCCAAAGAGUCUGGGUGAUUUCGACAGAUUCUUCUCCUUCUGCGGAAAACCACUGGAGAUAACCACGCCGAGAAGCCACCGCAGAUCCAAUGACUCCUCAUCCGCCCGAUCAACGGGGUCUACGCCACCUUCGUCCGCUCCUGAUGACGAUGCUCCAGUUACGGCUGAACAAUUUGACAACCACAACAGCAAGUCGAAGGGGAAGGAGGUUCGGUGGAAGGACCAGUUAGGCAGAGAACUCACAGAAGUACGCAGGAGAAGCGCACAUGGCGCAGUUGGAGACUUUGACGCCGCUGUCAUUGCUCGAUUGAUCGAGGACGAUGGCUACGAAUCUGACUCCGAACCAUCUUCCAAUACUCGGCGGCCCAUACAUUCACCAAAUCGAGAGAGAUCCGUACAUUCUCCAACUCUCAGUCAUCGAAGUGAUCCUACAGCGUUUCUCCCAGCGUCUGUGACACCACCCAAGAGAUCCUUUAUCGGCCGACCUCCUCCUCCUAUCCCAACAAUACGAGUUGAUCCAUCAGUAAUACAACCAUUCUACACCCUGACUGUCAACGAACAGAAGGCCAAACUCGUCAAAAAAUUGCUCAGAAGGUUCCCUGACGAGUCGGACAUUUCAAACUCAAUAUCUCACGUGGGAAACAAAGACGAUGACGGCAUACAUGUCUUCGUAGACUGUUCGAACAUCAUCAUCGGUUUCUAUAAUCGAUUGAAGUACAACAGGAAGAUCAGCCCAGUCGCAUAUGUGAGACAACCACCAUUUUCCUACCAUUCGUUGGCUCUUCUCCUCGAGAGAGGGCGCACCGUCGCUCGACGAGUCCUCGUAGGAUCAAAUCCGCGACCUUAUGCUUCAGAACGAGACUUGCCCGACUACAUGCAGGAAGCUCAGAUGUGCGGUUACGAGGUGAACAUGCUAGAACGGGUUCAAAAGCUGAAGCGGCCAACGCUACGAAAGAAAAAGAAUGGCUCCGGCAAUGGGUAUGCUACAACUUCAGGGCAGUCAUCUGGUUCCGAGACAACCUUUUCGGGCAUGCCUGUUGUUGCAGAGCAGGGUGUAGACGAAAUUUUACAAAUGAAACUCCUCGAAAGCUUGGUUGAUACACACAAUCCGUCGACAGUUGUCCUUGCCAGUGGAGAUGCUGCUGAAGCAGAAUUUUCUGGGGGCUUUCUCAAAUGCGUCGAACGUGCUCUUUCCAAGGGAUGGCAAGUCGAAAUUGUAGCCUGGAGCGAUGGGCUUAGCCAAGAGUAUAGAUCCCAAAGAUUCGUAAACAGAUGGGAAGGUCGAUUUAAAGUGAUCGAGUUGGAUGAUUUCUGCGAAGAGAUGUUGGCUGCGUAUAUUUCCAAACAUACCUUGGCGUUUUAGGGAGUUUACUUUGCUUUUUUCAAGCAUAUAUAGAGUGCGGCGUUUCAGGGGCAGGAGAAUCCCAUCGAUUUGGGCAAAUGGUUGGGAGCGUAGGCUUGGGUCAGGCAUUCUGGCGCAUGGGUUUGGAUGGCAGCAUUGGUAAUGAGUUUAUGACUUACAAUUAGCAUAGCAUCGGGACA